Molecule: messenger RNA, 2142 nt
Organism: Fibroporia radiculosa
Lineage: Eukaryota; Fungi; Basidiomycota; Agaricomycetes; Polyporales; Fibroporiaceae
Exons: 5
Coding region: 1-2142 (713 amino acids)
Molecular function (GO): nucleic acid binding
Source: RefSeq, a predicted model, not a curated record
AUGCAGCCUGCAUCCCGUCCUGCCUCUACUUCCACUCGUCCUACCGCCUCUCCCAACCCAAGACCACCACAGUACCAGGUCAAUACCCAGACAAAAGUGUUUGAUACCUCCCAUGGCCGCCUUCUUUGUAUCGCUGACAUCCGCGGUCGUUUGUCUGCUCUCAACGACCUCGCACGCGAAGCGAAUGCAUCUGCAAUCAUUCAUACAGGGGAUUUUGGCUUUUUUGAGGCUUCGAGUCUCGACAGAAUAAACGACAGGACCCUCCGCCAUCUGACGAUGUACUCUCCACUCAUCCCCACUGCCCAACGGAACCAUCUUCUCGCGCCUGAAAAUCCGCCGUCUGUCGUCCGCUCAACGGUCACCAUCUCCCUCCUCUCUGAGUUUCCUCUUCUCCUCUCGGGCCAGCUCAAGCUUCAAGUACCCGUUUUCACCGUCUGGGGCGCGUGCGAGGACGUGACUGUCCUCGAAAAAUUCCGCGCAGGCCAGUAUGAAGUCGAGAACCUCCACGUCAUCGACGAAGCCACCACCCGUUGCCUCGACAUUGGCGGCGUCAAGCUCCGUCUUCUCGGCCUCGGUGGCGCCCUCGUCCCCCACAAGAUGUUCGACAACGGUGACGGAAGCGCCACCAUUGCCGGCGGACAGGGAACCAUGUGGACUACCGCGCUCCAGAUUGGCGAGCUCGUCGAUACUGCUCAGCGUGUCUUUGACCCAACAGAGACCCGUUUACUUGUCACUCAUGCCAGUCCCGGUCGCGAGGGUAUCAUCAACCAGCUAGGACUCGUUCUCAAAGCCGAUCUGACUAUAUCUGCUGGCCUUCACUUCCGGUACGCGUCAUCUUACAACGAAUUUAGUGUUCAGGGAGACUUUGAGGGUCUACGCCACAAGCUAUUGAUCGGGAAAGAAGGCUUUGACAAGGUUUGGGACAGCGUCAAGUCGCAAGUAGAUGCUGUCAUCGACGAACACCAGCGUGUGCUCCUGGACAAGGCUUUAUCGGUUGUGGAACGCAUACCGGGGCCGGCGAAUCAGCCUACGCAGAACGGACAAUUCCCUCAAGAGGAGCCGUCCUGGAAGAACUGCUGGAAUUGGAACCUGUGCGAUGCGGCGUAUGGUUCCCUUGUGCUUGACGUCAAAGAUGGUCGAGUGAGCGGGGAGCUUAAGAGUCAAGGCUUUAACUACGCAUACCGCCGUACCGUGACACCUUCAACCGUCGAGCCCACUCCUAAUUCGGCGACUUCCUCGCUACCAGUUACUGGUGCAGGACCUGGCAGUGGUGCCGCCACGACGCCUGUGGUUUCGACUAAAGGAAAUGGCACACCCGUUCCAGGAGAUAGGCCACAAGCAUCUAAAUCGAAACCAUCAACGCCACCACCCCACUCUGCUUCUGGCCGCGAGACACCCAAAGACGCGAGGGCGAAUGGUACGCCCACCGGCAAUGCGGCCGACAAGGCAGAACGAGAGCGGGCGAAGCGGGAACGCAAGAAGGAACGCAAGCAGCAGGAGCGUGCGGACCGCGAAGCAGCCGGGAAAGACGGAAGCGGCAGCACUCCCGCGACGCCGACGGUUCCCGAGGCUGUGAGUAGUCCGCCGCCUGCUCAGGUCAAGUCGGGCAAGGCGACGCCCGACGCGCAUGCUGCUGCUGCCACAGCGAAUGACGCUGUGACGUCACCUGCGACGGAGGGCAGUGCAGGUGCACGAACACCCACCAGCAGGCGGCCAGCGCGGAAUCCGUGGACGAUCUUCAUGCGCAUGCCUAACCCUGCAGACGAGAACGAGGUGCGGGAAUUCUUCGGCGAGGCGAAGGCUGGGAUCACGCGAAUCAACUACCCGCUUAACUUCCCGGGCAAAGCGCAAAAAAUGGUGUACGUCGAGUUUGGCGAUGAGGAGGCUAUGAAGGCCGGACUGGAGCGACAGGGCGAGAAACUAAACGAUGGGUUACCGGAGUUGAAACAGGCGACAGACAAGGAGUCGCGCCAUGCUGAAAAUGGCGGCCCGAGAGGAGGAUUUGCACACCGUGGCGGGCGUGGGCGAGGUGCGUUUGCGGCGAGAGGCUUUGCUGCUGCUGGCUUGACAAGAGGUGGGUUCGACAAGCGGGCGAACGGGGACACCCCGUCGGAGGGGCCGAGGGCGUCUGAGGGAUCGUAA